This is a messenger RNA of Lotus japonicus, 952 nucleotides long. RefSeq names its product AT-hook motif nuclear-localized protein 28-like. Gene Ontology annotation, molecular function: minor groove of adenine-thymine-rich DNA binding; DNA-binding transcription factor activity. Lineage: Eukaryota; Viridiplantae; Streptophyta; Magnoliopsida; Fabales; Fabaceae. Bases 88 to 879 code for a protein of 263 amino acids. Gene Ontology annotation, cellular component: nucleus. The transcript has a single exon. The record is from RefSeq and is a predicted model, not a curated record.
CCUUGAACAUACUAUAAAUUCCAACUGAGAAACCAUCAAGUCUCAUUCUUCACUCACUGUCUAACUCUCUCAUAACAUUACCAAACAAUGGCUGGGCACUAUGGCAUUCCAAUGCUCCUCUCUCCAAGACCCUAUGAAAACCCUUCAAGGCAACACACUCCCAACACCAGUGUCUUUGGUUUCCACCUCCAACCACCACACCCCAACCAGCAGGAAAGGUCCUCAUCCUCCUCCAAUAGGACCCCCGGUAGGCCACGUGGCUCCAAGAACAAGCCGAAGCCCCAGAUGCCAAUCCCCAGGGACAAUGAUAUGAAGUCAAUAAUAAUUGAUGUCGGUGUUGGACAUGAUGUCAUGGAGGCAAUAGCCCAGGUGGCCAACCACCACAACACCGGUGUCACAGUUGUCCAUGCUGCUGGCACUAUUUCUAACGUGACUCUGAGCCACCCUCUGACCCAAGCCCCUGCUGCCUUCAUCGCUUAUGGACCCUUUAUUCUGUUGGGCCUCUCUGGAUCCUAUGUGACACCAACUGCUCUCAAUGUUGGCUUUCCUUCUUCUCUUCCAUCGUCCAUCCCCAACCCCCUUUCCUCUGAGAUUCACUCCAACUUCAAGAUCUCCCUCUCUAGCUUCCAGGGAAAAGUCCUUAGUGGGAAUGUUGCUGGGGAGGUCAUAGCCGCGAAUGGUGGGGUAAAUAUUACGGCUCUGCUUGUUAAGAACCCAGAGUAUUAUAGUUUUGGUGUCGCCACUGAAUGCGAUAUUGAGGAAGAAGAUGUUGAUAACCCUCUUGGCGGUGAAGGUGGUGGUGAUCGCGAAGGUGCUAGUGGUUCUGGAGGCGUUAAUUGUGCUAGUGGUUUUGGCAUGUCUGGUUUCAACGAAGAUUGAAGAGAAAAUUUAGUAUGAAUGUAUUAAGACCCAAAAUAUAAUGAGAAAGUAAUAAAGAGAUGGUGAGAGGUGU